AGGGGGCGCCACGUUAAAGCACAAAAAAUACGUUACGAAGCCAUAUUUUCAUGCUUCGCGCACUGAAAACUAGCAAACGAGAAUUGAAUUGGGGGAAAAAAAACUCUGCAUUUUUGAAGGACGUUGAAAUUCAUGGAUCUCAUGACAUCAAGACCAUUCUGAUUAACGUUUUGAAUUAGGAGAGGUAGAGAUGGGUCAGACGUUAUCAGAACCCGUCACCGUCAAAGAGACGUCCACGGCUUCAAACCAUUUCGUCAAAGUUGGGGCCUCCUCGAUGCAGGGAUGGCGAAUCAAUAUGGAAGAUGCACACACAAUGAUACUAAGUAUUGAUGGAGAGAAUGCUUCUUUCUUUGCAGUUUAUGAUGGACAUGGAGGAGCGAAGGUAGCACGAUAUGCUGGAGAGCAUCUGCAUCGAAAGCUAACCAACCAACCGACAUACAAGACAGGAAACAUCCACUUAGCAAUCAGGGAAUCAUUCUUAAACUUAGAUGAAGAUAUGCUAAAAGAUGAAACAAUGAAAGAUGAACCAGCCGGUACGACAGCUCUAGUCGCUGUGUUGAAAAAUAAUAAAGUUUAUUGUGGAAAUGUAGGUGAUUCACGUUGUGUGAUGAGUAUCUGUGGUCAUGCGAAGCCUCUGUCGUUUGACCACAAACCGGGCAAUGAGAACGAGAGUAGGAGAAUAAUCGCAGCUGGUGGAUGGGUAGAAUUUGAUAGAGUAAAUGGAAACCUUGCAUUAUCAAGAGCAUUAGGAGAUUUUGUCUUCAAAAGGAAUACAAGGAAACCACCAGAGGAACAGAUAGUGACGGCUGUACCCGAUGUAACCGAAACAGAAAUCAAUUCCGAUUGCGAGUUCUUAUUAUUAGCAUGCGAUGGUAUCUGGGAUGUGCUCACUAAUCAGGAAGUAGUGGACUUUGUACGAACCAGGAUAGCAAAUAAGAUGGAUGAAGGACAGAUAUGCGAAGAACUAAUGAACAGAUGUCUGGCUCCGGAUUGCUCGAUGGGCGGGCUUGGAUGCGAUAACAUGACGGUGGUCCUGGUUAGCUUGCUUCAAGGAAAAUCAUACGAUGAACUCAGUGCCAAGUGCGCGAAACCAAAGUCAGACAAGUGUCCGUUUGAGAUGGAGUAAAGGCUUCAGGAGCAGCUGUGGGGGAGGAGAUUCCGGUGCAUUAAUCUCAAAGUGGACGCUGCGUGAAUGGUAUUAGAGCCAAUUACAUGGACAGGACGGCUUGUUACCUGCUGCAUUUGCAUUUUUGCGAUCAUUAUCCUUUGAGAAACGCUCAGUGUGAGAAGAACCGCUGACUCUGUUCCACCUGGGGCAUAUUUCAUGAAACUUCUUAUCUGUGAUUUUCACUGACGUAUCUACUCUUGGCCAAUCAGAUGGAAGGAAUUCAGUAGCUUAUAACAAAUUGUGAAGAUCACCGAGUAUUUGUUUCAUGGAAGACUUCCCUGUUCUGCAAAGGAAACUAGUCUGUCUUUGCAAGCUUAGGGUGUGGGGUGGGGGUGGUAGAACACUUGACAUUAUCCACUUGACAGCAUAUACAUGUUAUUGUUUUUUCCAUGAUCGCGGCAGAUAACACAAAAUUCUUUAUAUGUCAUUUUGUUGUACAUAGUGAUAUUGUUGGAGCAAACAACACUAUCUCUCUGUUAAAAUCUUUUUCUUUUUUUUCAGUUUUGUUUGAAGGGAGAUAUAAUAUCUAAUUUGUUUUCACUCCAAAUAUGACCUCUUGACCUUGUGAUCUUCCCAGAAUGCAAUGAUAAUUCUAUAUUGUUCAUAUGCAUGACCAGCACUCCUUUCCUGUUUCUUACAACACCGAUUUUAUUAUGUCUGCCUCAGAUGUUACGAUCUUUAAAUAAUAGGGAUGUAUCUAGAAAUAUUUUAUUCCAAGACGCAAUGUUAUUAUUAUUACUAUUACUCCGGCUUUAGCUCUAGCUGCCUUUCAGCGCUCAUGCAUUCAUGGAAUUAAUCAUGCCAGGAACCCAUUCACCUCACCUGGGUUGAGUGCAGCCAAUUUGGGUAAAUUUCUUGUCGAAGGAAAUUACGCCAUGGCUGGGAUUCGAAUCCAUGACCCUCUGUUUCAAAAUCAGAAGACUAAUCUACUGGGCCACAACGCUCUAUUAAAGAGCUUAGAUAGCUUCCUCCCUCCCCUUCAAGAUCUGGGUCUCAUAACAAAGGUUAGCAAUUAAUCGAACGCUUGAUUUUCAUGAUUGAUUGUACAUUGAUGUCAAUGCGAUCAAUUGUAGAAAAAUGUUAUACAGUCAUUGCUAAGUUUCCAACUCAUCUAAUUGCCAACUCGUCUACUAUCAUUUGGUCUACCAUCAGUUCGUCCACUCACCACAUGGUCUACUUUCAUUUAGUGUAAGCCAUUCCGUCUAAUAACCAGUUAGUCCAGUAGCCAUUUAGUCCAUAAAACCAUCUGGUCUAAUUAAACCAAAGUGUUAAUUGUGUAAAAUGAAUGAAAAGAAAAUGGGUAUUAGACCAACUGGUUAUUAGACGAAAUGGUAAUAGACGAACUGGUGAUUAAGUAGUGUUGAUGGGACCAAAUGGUUAAAGACAAAUGUUGAUGGACAGAAUGGCAUUAGACUAGUGAAGGUAGACCAUGAAGUGAGUGGACGAGUUGGCAGUAGACGAAUUGGCAAUUUACCAUUCAUAAUACAUAGCCAAUGGGAGAUCGUUCACAGUGUUGGUCUGUCCGCUUUAAGUUUUCCUCGCAUCCCCGACCAUUACAAUGCAGCCUACGGACAGGGUACAGAUUAGGUAUUAGUAUUUUUCAAGAAACUGAUGUCUUUAAGGCCCCCAUUCCAUAGAGGGGAGACCUUUGAAAGACCAAACAUUGGCAAGAUCUUACAGCAGUCUCCUAGAUCACUGAAAUUGUUCAUCUCUAUGAAAUGGCUCAGUCUCAGAAAGACACCUCAAAGAACUCUGAACGACUGAUUGAUACGUCUUGUCUUACUGGACUUGGACUAGUCCUGUAGAUAUCUUUCAAUGGUCUUCCAGAGAUCUCUUAUGCAACAAGUGAUCAUCUUUCAGAAUUCUUUCCAUGGACUUUUCCUGGUCUUUCAAGGAUCUUUCAAUGAUCUCUCAUGAGUCUUACAGUGAUCUCUGUAAAAAUUUUGAGAGACUAUCGAAAGACCAUUGAAAGACUGGUGAGAACUUUAAAAGUUCAUCGAAAGACCGCUGAGAGACUGUUUUGGGAAAUCAUGAGGACCACAAAGAUCACUGAAAAAUCCAUCAGGAAUUGUGAAAGAGCUCGGAGAUCUUUGAAAGUUUGCUGAAAGACCCUUGAAAGAUCAAGCAAGUUUCAUGGUCUUACAGCAGUCUUUCAGAGGUCUUGCUCUCUGUAAUGGGGGUUUAACUAAGGAAUAUGUCGGGGCAUUGUCUUACAAAUAGUUACGAUUGAUCCAAUCAACCACAACUAUGGAAAGCCAUCAACAUCCAUAAUACAUGUUCAAAAAAAUUUCUGUAUGCUGUAUAUUCAUACGUUCAUUGUUCAUUUGACCAUUCAGUAUGCUUAUCUUUGUUUUCAAAGGACAUUCUGCAAAUUUCCUAAAGAAAAAAUUAUGACAUUGAUGGAUUUCCAUUAGAACAAAGUUGGCUCAGUCGGUGAAGCGUCUGCCUGUCGAACCAAAGAUCAUGGGUUAGAGUCCACUCCAGUCGGAUGACUGAAACCAGUGCGUUGUGUGUAAACGUCUCUCCCCUGUUGCAUAGAUGCAUGUUACAGUGGAAAACACUCCAUCCCUCGCAUAGGACGUUAAAUGGAGGCCCCGUGUAGGGGAAAGUCACCACCUUUGCACGUUAGGAACCCACUGCAUGAUUCGUAUAGGAGUAGGGGGAAACCCUGGUGUAGAGGUCCACCUGCACUUCCCCAAUCAGUUAUAUCGGGAGGAGAGACCUGCAGGUCACAGUGAUUCAGUUCGCUUUUUGCCUCCCUGGCACAGGCGACGCCAAACAAACGCUGAUAACAUACUCGAGGUUGAUUAUAUCACUCGUACAUGUAACUCUUUGUAUGACGGGGUGCUGAUGUGUUAUCAGAACAGCACUGUAUUCGCCAUUUCGAGGUUUCAGAUGUUUUUAUUCAGUCCUUGCUUGCUUGUACAAUUUCUUCAGUGCAUUCACACACUUUAUUUUCAUCAUGUGUAUUGUUAAUUGUGUGUUGAGUAUUGAAUAUAAUUUACAUAAUUAUUUCUUAGUGUGGCAUUAUACCCGUCAAUUAUGACAUAUGAUUUUGACUACUAUUAAGCACACGCAAACAGAUCUUUAUUUAAUUGGUUGUUUUCUAUGAGCAUAGAUAUAUUUUAUACUACAAGCAUUCUACUGCAUUUUUUAAACUCAGAUUUUUUUUUCUUGUCCUGAGUUUAAGCGGACAUUUACCUGUUGCAUUUAUUCAUGAGGUUAUUCAGUCACUAUGUUAUGAUGACCAGGGAUUUGUUUCAUAAUAACAAAUGAGCAAUUUCCUUAGCACGUCUACAAUCAGCCAAUCAAAUUGGAGGAUUUCAGUAGCUUUAAACUGCUAUCGCAAGUUAGGUGUUGUAACAAGUUUUAUGAAAUGGGUUCCUGAUGUUGGGUGCACUUAAAACUUUGAAUUAAGGGUCAUGCAUUGAAAAGAAAAAUAUUGCUUUGAUACGAUGAAUCUGAUUACUGCAAUUAUAAUUUUCCCACUGCCUAGCACAGGUGAUUAUAAUCUGUGGACAUUUUCAAUACUUUGCAAAGAGUGAAAUUGGAAAUUUCUUUACGACUGGGAUAAUCUGCAUAUGUACACAAAGUUUAUACACAAUAACUUCCAAUGCUAGGGCCAAUGUUCUGACGUCGCGUUUGGUCUAAGUCUGUGCUAGAAUUAUGGAAAGCCACACGUGUCAAAAUUUUGUGUACAUUUUAUGCUAAUCAUGUUUACUGUGCUCUUUCCAAAUCCUGGAUUGGUGACGACUGCUGUCUGAUUAAUCCUUCCCAGAUAUUUAAAAAUGAUUUGAGAGUCAAAUGAGCUGCUUCAUCUAACCUCGUUUGUAAGAGACUUAAGUCACAACUCGCUGUCCACAGUCAAACCACAGCUUUAGACCACAGAGUUUGAAUCAAACGUGACUUCAGGGUACAGGCUUGAGAGGGUGUCGCAAGAAAAUCUUAGCAAUCAAUUGCAAAUUUCAGUUGCAAAAUCACAAGUGAUAGAUAAAUUUGAUAAUUAUAGCAAAUCAAUAAGAUUUGUGGUUGAUUUUAAGACCUAAAAUUGACCAGCAAUUUGGUAGAUUCACCAUACGGUGCGCCAUCUAUCGAUUGCGGCGGACAGGCCAAUCUCUAUUUUCAGGGUCGUCAUGCACGCAGCAGGCGCAGGCAGCACACAAUGCCAGUUUAUUGUACGUGACUGUGAUGCUACAAAAAUUAAAACCAUAUAAAGGCAAAAGCGGAAGAAGAAUUCGCAAAUAUUUUGCAAAGAAAUAUGUGGCAAAUUUCUCUCCAGUCACCUCCUGGACCCUGAUAAACAGCAUAAUUUCAUGAAAGCGGGCGUAGCUGCAUUGGCCAGCACAGCAUAAUCGCAUGCAUGCACUAGCACGCGCAGCAGAUCUCUACGUCUACCCAUGAGGCAUCGUAAAUUUUGGCCUGUCCGCUGCAACCUACCUGUGGCGCACCAUAUUGUGAAUCUUCUGAAUCGGUUGCAAGUUUUUUUUACAACAUCCGAUUAAAUCUUAAGUCAUAUAUAGGGCUCUUUCCAAUGAAAAAGCACAGUACAAUAUAACAGCAGAGUUGGCUUGUCUUUAUUUACUCCAGGGGGUGGGUUUCACUAAGGGUAAUGACAGCCGAAGUGGAGUUACUCCGGAGCGGAGUCCAGAAGGAGUUACUCCACUUUGGAGGGCAGUGUGAAAAGUCAAGGAUUAUUUUGAUCCAGAUUCAAAGCCGAGUACUCCACCAAUUCGAGAAGAGGGUUACAAACGGAUUUAGUUCGCACAGGAAGUGCAGUAUCCCCUAUCACGCGCUUCACUUCAUUUCCGCAUGGGGACAUUCCGUGUGCCACACAUAUGGCGCGAACUUGCUUGGAAACCGUGGAAACGACAGCGGAUACACCGCUGCGGAGCUUGCGAGUUUGAAAGGGGGUGUAAUGUCGGUACGCGGUACAAGCGUAUCAACUCAAUCUGGAGUAACUCCACUUCGACUUCAGUAUGAAAUCAGCAUUAGAGUCAUGCUUAAUGGACAAGUCCACCCCCACAGAAAGUUAAUUUGAAUAAAAAGAGAAAGAAUCAGAUGUAAAAUAAGAAAGUUAUGACAUUUGUAAAUUUCACUUAAUUUCACAAAAACAUCUGCACAUCCUGGUCGGUUUGCAAAUGAGGGAACUAAUGGCAUCCCUCACUCACUAUUUCUUUGUAUUUUAUUAAAUGAAAUGUGAAAUAUUCUAAUUUUCUCCUCACUGUCAUGUGAAAGGAGUUUUUAUUCCUCCCUAAAUAUGUGGAAUUACCAUUUUUAACAUUUUGUGGUUCAGUGGAGUUGGUUCUUAUUGGCAAAGUUGUAAAAAUGGAAAUAUUGCAUAAUUCAAACAAUUAGAAACAGAAGAAAUAGGUAGUGAGGGACAUCAUCAACCAUCUAAUUUGCAUCUCACUGAUUGGCGCAUAUGACUAUUUUGUGAAAACUAGCGAAACUCCAAAAUGUCAUUACUUACUUCUUUUACAUCCGAUUUUGAUGAAAUUUUCAGCGUAAUGCUUGUUGAAUUUUUCUUUAUAGAUUUUAAAUCAACAGUUUUUACGGUGGACUUGACAUUUUAAUGUCAACUUGCCUGUUAUUUAAUGCUUAAUCUGAUGGUAGUGCGUGUCCCGUGCGCUUAAUCUGACCAAUGCGGUGAUGCUUUGUUUAGUGCAAGCAACUGUUAGUGCCACUCUAAGUCACAUUAAAUCUUUGUGAAACACCCCCCCC
Molecule: messenger RNA, 6889 nt
Organism: Lytechinus variegatus (green sea urchin)
Lineage: Eukaryota; Metazoa; Echinodermata; Echinoidea; Temnopleuroida; Toxopneustidae
Product: probable protein phosphatase 2C T23F11.1
Exons: 9
Coding region: 191-1126 (311 amino acids)
Biological process (GO): protein dephosphorylation
Molecular function (GO): protein serine/threonine phosphatase activity; cation binding
Source: RefSeq, a predicted model, not a curated record